AAUAGCCAUUCGUUCUCCGGCGUUCUCUCUUUCUGGUAGUUUCAGUUUCAGCUUUGUCGCCACAAAGAAAAUGAUGGAAACGGCGAAACAAAAGCGAUAGCUGCAGAGAAAUCUAACCAAGGAAAAUCGCCUUUGCUUCCUUUUGCCUUCUUUCUCCAUUGUCACUCUUUUUCACUCGCCCCAACUCUGCUUCUUCCCCAAUUUCGGUCUCCCCGUCUCCGUCAUGGACCGCCACCAGGGUUUUCCUCCGCCCGCCGCCGUCACCGAUGCGAAUGCUUCUGCUGCAACCGCCGCCGCCGCCUCAGGUUCCUCCGCCAGAGGAAGCAUUGCCGAGAGAAGGGCUGCCACUUGCGGCUUCAAAGCCGAGAGGAUCACUUCUCCCCGCUUCGGCACUACCGCCAGUCCUUUGGAUUCCUCUGCCGCUCACUCUCCUUGCAUUACCAUUCCCGCCGGAAUUAGCCCCACCGCUCUCCUCGAUUCCCCAGUUUUGCUCCCAAAUUCUCAGCCUUCUCCAACAACUGGAAGUUUUCCAUCAACCCUUCUCGGUUAUGAAAAUGGGGCACUCAAUGGCGAUAUGAACCCAGUUGGUAGUGCUGAAUCUUCCUUCAGACUCAAACAUCAUGGAGAUCAAGACUCCCAGCAAAGAUUUUCAACUAUGGAUAAUCAGGGAUAUAAUGUUGGCUCACAGGCUCUUGCUUUAGCACCAAUGGAUUUUGAAUUUCCUGCAGAGUUUUCGAAGGAGGCAACUGUAAAUAGUUGUAGAGGGGACCUGGUCAAUGAUACUAAACCAGUAAAUAGUAUGGUUUUGCCCAACUUCAUUGAUGCACAGAUUUGUCAUUCUGUUGCAUCUAGAAACCAAUCAUCUGUACAAAGGAGACCUUUAAAUGGUAGAAGUGAUGUUAUCCAUCACCCUGUGGAAGACCAGAAAAGCACAUUCACCGGGACAGGAGGAGGUGGGAGAACUUCGGAAGAUGGAUACAGUUGGAGAAAGUAUGGACAGAAGCAGGUGAAAGGUAGCGAAUACCCAAGAAGCUACUACAAGUGCACCAACCCGAGUUGUCAGGUGAAGAAAAAGAUAGAGCGGUCACUUGAUGGCCAAAUAACGGAGAUAAUCUACAAAAAUGCUCAUAACCAUCCCAAACCUAAUCAAGUCCGUCGAGGAGCGCAGCUUGAAUCUUCACCCACUGCUGAUGACAAUCCAGAUAUUGAUGAAGGCAACGGAAGAAACUGUGUUAAGAUUGAAAGAGGAUCGCUCGUUGUUAAAAAUGCAGAGUUAGGUAAAAAAGAUAACAAUGAACCCGGUACUGAUUGGAGGGCAGCUGAUGGCCUGGAGAGGACAUCUUCUGCAUCUGCCAUGACAGAGCUUUCUGAUCUUUUGUCAACUAACCAAGGGAAAUCUGUGGUGACAUUUGAAUCGGUUGAAACACCAGAGCUCUCCUCUGCAGUUGCCAGUCAUGAAGAAGAUGAUGAUGAUGGGAUAACUCAGGGAAGCAUAUCAGUUGGAAGUUACAUUGAUGAGGAAGAAUCUGAUUCCAAAAGGAGAAAGAUAGAGAGCUGCCUGGGUGAGUCAAAUGUGUCAUCCAGGGCUGUCCGGGAGCCAAGAGUUGUUGUCCAAAUAGAGAGCGAGGUAGACAUCCUGGAUGAUGGAUAUCGCUGGAGGAAGUAUGGUCAAAAAGUUGUCAAAGGCAAUCCAAAUCCCAGGAGUUACUACAAAUGCACGAGCCUAGGUUGUUCAGUGAGGAAGCAUGUGGAGAGGGCCUCCCACAAUCUGAAAUACGUUAUCACCACAUAUGAAGGGAAGCAUAAUCACGAAGUGCCGGCAGCAAGAAACAGCAAUAGUUUAAGCUCAAAUGGCAGUUCUCUGUCCCAAGCUUCUGGCAACACACAGCCUGGUUUGACACUACCCAGAGGUGGAGCCUCUGUCCCGAAACCUGAAACGCAGAUGCAAGAUUUCAUGCCUGGUUUUGAUCGAAGAUCGCUGUUUAAUAACAGCAGUGAUUAUCUGAGAGGUGGUUUCUCUGGGAACUUCGUCAGUGAGAUGAAGCUGGAGCCAAUUUAUUCAAUGAAGUUCCCUGCCAUGCAGAGCAGCACCCCUUACGGCUCCUACAGUUUCAACUCCACCCGGACACCGAUCCAUCACCCGGGUUCCAUGGGGCCACUUGUUCCACAGUUCCCAUUGCCGCUGUCCUCGAGUCUGCACACAUUGGGUGGCGUUGACUUGUCGAAUCAUGUGCCUCCAGGUAUGGGUCAAGUUGCUCAGCCUUUUAUCCCAGGUCAGCAGAUGAUCAGGCCUAAACAAGAACUGAAGGAUGAUAAUUUCUAUGAUGCCGGCGCAGCCUCCUCCAUUGUUAAUCAAUUAAAUGCAUCUCAGCCCCAGCUCUAUCAACGCAUUAUGGGAAAUUUUCCAUCUUAGAUGAUAAUGUGCUCUGCAUCUAAGCUAGGUUAGGAUUAGGAAAAAAAGAAAGGGUAAAGAAAGGCGAGAUAAGAAAGGAUAGAGACUAUAACGAGUCUCUGUUCUGUUUUGCACAGCAAAAUUGCCGUGAGUUUUUGUCUGUGACUUGGGUUUUUCUAUUUUGGAUACCUGUAGAAAGGCAGGGUUUAAGAAUUUAUAGAAGAAUAUAGGGAAAAGAGAGGAGAAAGAAGGAAGAUAGAAGCAUAGAUAGCAGUAUUUUUCUUCUUAUCAAUAUGUAAUUUGGUUCGUUUCAUAAUUAUAAGCAAUCCAUGAGC
This is a messenger RNA of Linum tenue, 2727 nucleotides long. NCBI's taxonomy places the organism in Eukaryota, Viridiplantae, Streptophyta, Magnoliopsida, Malpighiales, Linaceae. The record is from the annotation of a GenBank genome assembly.